Molecule: messenger RNA, 1534 nt
Organism: Ylistrum balloti
Lineage: Eukaryota; Metazoa; Mollusca; Bivalvia; Pectinida; Pectinidae
Exons: 10
Coding region: 16-1464 (482 amino acids)
Molecular function (GO): enzyme regulator activity; calcium ion binding
Source: RefSeq, a predicted model, not a curated record
GAAUUAGGGACCGUAAUGAGAUCACUAGGUCAGUCUCCAGACGAACAAGAUCUCCAAGAUAUGAUUAACGAGGUCGAUGUAGAUGGUAACGGGAUCAUAGAUUUUAAUGAGUUCCUCGCAAUGAUGGCAAAAAAGAUGAACGAAACAGACUCCACAGAAGAAAUCCGUGAAGCUUUCAAAGUAUUCGACAAGGAUGGAAAUGGACAAAUCAGCGCGGCAGAAUUACGUCACGUGAUGACAAAUCUCGGGGAGAAGUUAUCAGACGAGGAAGUCGACGAGAUGAUCCGAGAGGCGGAUUUAGACGGCGACGGACAAAUUAAUUAUGAAGAAUUCAAAGAGGCGUUCAGCCUGUUCGACAAAGAUGGCGACGGUACCAUAACAACCAAAGAGUUGGGAACAGUGAUGAGGUCACUAGGUCAGAACCCGACAGAAGCCGAGUUACAAGACAUGAUCAACGAAGUGGAUGUGGAUGGAAACGGAACUAUUGACUUUCCGGAAUUUCUUACCAUGAUGGCGAAGAAGAUAAAGGAUUCUGAUUCAGAAGCAGAGUUGCGAGAAGCAUUUAAAGUGUUCGACAAGGACAGAAAUGGCUUUAUCAGUGCAGCCGAACUUAGACAUGUGAUGUCAAAUUUAGGAGAAAAAUUAACAGACGAAGAAGUAGAGGAAAUGAUUCGGGAAGCAGAUACGGAUGGUGAUGGACAAGUUAAUUAUGAAGAAUAUCUGCAGACGAUAUUCCACAUAUUUGACAAAGAUGGCGACGGUAGAAUCACGGCAGAUGAGCUGACAACAGUGCUUGAAUCACUCCAGCUUUCCAAGAAAGAGUUAAAACGGCAGGUCGCGAAAGUCAUGGCGGAUGGCGACAAAGAUCAAAAUGGAACAAUAGAUUUUGAAGAAUUUCAUGCAUUUAUGGAGCCAAAAAUGGUAUGUCAGAGUAAACUGAAAGAGAUGAAAGAAGCAUUUUGUGUGUUCGACUCUAACGGAAACGGCCUCAUUGAGCAUGAUGAACUUAAAAAAUCCGGUAAUAUGAAAACUCUCCAACAAGUAGCCGAGCUCCGUGAGGCCUUCUAUAUGUUUGAUAAGGACGGCGACGGCAGAAUCACCGCUUCAGAACUCGGAGUCGUACUCAAGUCCAUGGGUCACACGCCCACCGAUACAGAGUUACGGGACUUGAUUCAUGAAGUGGAUGUUGAUGGAAAUGGGACUAUUGAAUUUAAUGAAUUUUUAGUGAUGAUGUCGAAGCGACUGACAUCAGACCUUGAGAAAAAAGAGUAUGUCGACGCCUUCAAAGCCAUGGACCAAAAUGGUGACGGCGUGAUAAGUGCAGCCGAACUCCGUCAGGUACUUAAGUCCAUGGGCGAACGAAUCAACGAUAAGGACAUAGACGAUAUGAUGAAGGCCGCCGACUUGGACGGCGACGGACAAAUCAACUACGUCGAAUUCAUCCAGAUGAUGAAAAAUCGGUAACACAUCAAGCUGCUGCUGGAUAAUGAUGUCACGUGACCUUCUGUUUAACCUGGUCCCGAGAUUUCAAAGA